UUCAGAGUACAGCGGUGUGGCAGGGAAGAUGUCCGGAAUCGCGGCGAAGCUUCAGCGUAACAGAGCAAGGGCGGAAGGCAUCGGCACGAACGCCCAAGCAGUGAAAUACUUGGGGCAAGAUUUCGAGCUAUUGAGGCAGAAUUGCCUAGAAUGUGGUCAGCUUUUCCAGGAUGAGACUUUUGGAGCAAUCCCUUCAUCUCUGGGUUUCAACGAACUUGGACCCAACUCCUAUAAAGUUCGAGGUAUCACCUGGAAACGACCCACGGAGCUGUCUUCCAGCCCCCAGUUUAUUGUUGGCGGUGCCACCAGGACUGAUAUCUGCCAGGGUGCUCUUGGUGACUGCUGGCUCCUUGCUGCCAUUGCCUCCCUGACUCUGAAUGAGCAGGUUCUGGCCCGGGUUGUCCCACCUGGGCAGAGCUUCGAGGAGAGUUAUGCUGGAAUCUUCCAUUUUCAGUUCUGGCAGUUUGGUGAGUGGGUGGAUGUGGUCAUUGACGACAGGCUGCCCACCAAAGAUGGAGAGCUGCUGUUUGUCCACUCAGCCGAGGGCUCAGAGUUCUGGAGCGCCUUGCUGGAGAAGGCCUAUGCCAAGCUGAAUGGCUGUUAUGAGGCCCUGUCGGGGGGGUCCACCACUGAGGGGUUCGAGGACUUCACUGGCGGCAUUGCGGAGGUGCAUGAGCUGCAGAGACCCAGCCCCCACCUUUUCAAGAUCAUCCAGAAGGCCUUGCGCCGCGGCUCACUCCUGGGCUGCUCCAUAGAUAUCACAAGCUCAGCUGACUCAGAGGCAAUCACGUCACAGAAGCUGGUGAAGGGGCACGCGUAUUCCGUGACAGCCGCGGAGGAGGUGGACUAUCGCGGGAGCAGGGAGAAGCUGAUCCGCAUCAGGAACCCCUGGGGCCAGGUGGAGUGGACCGGGCCUUGGAGUGAUGGGUCCAUGCAGUGGCGUCAAAUCAGUGAUGAGGACAGAGGGAGGCUAAGCAACCGAUCUGAGGAUGGAGAGUUCUGGAUGUCAUUCUCUGACUUCCUGCGGCACUACUCCCGGCUGGAGAUCUGCAACCUCACACCUGACGCACUUUCCGAUGACAGUGUGAAGAAGUGGGCCCUGUCCAAGUUUAACGGAAGCUGGCGGAUGGGCUCCACAGCAGGGGGGUGUAGGAACUAUCCAAACACAUUCUGGACAAACCCCCAGUUUGUGAUCAAGCUGGAGGAGGAGGAUGAUGACCCGAAUGAUGACGAGGCAGGCUGCAGCUUUGUGGUGGGCCUGAUCCAGAAGAACCGACGCAAGAUGAGGAAGAUCGGAGAAGACAUGCACACCAUCGGCUUUGCCAUAUACGAGGUUCCUGAUGAGUAUUCAGGCCAGAGGAACGUUCACUUGAACCGUGACUUCUUCCUGCGCCACGCCUCCAAGGCCCGGUCUGAGACCUUCAUUAACCUGCGGGAGGUGUGCAACCGCUUCUGCCUACCACCAGGGGAGUACCUAAUCUUGCCUUCCACCUUCGAGCCAGACAAGAAUGGGGACUUCUGUGUGCGCGUCUUUUCAGAGAAACAGGCAGAGUUCCAAGAGCUGGAUGACCCCAUUGAGUCAAAGGUUGAAGAGGUUGAAAUAGACGAAGAUGACAUUGAUGACAAGUUCAGGAAUCUCUUUGGGCAAUUGGCAGGGCAAGACAGUGAAAUUUCAGCUUUUGAGCUAAGAAAGAUCCUGAACAGAGUGGUAACUAAGCGCAAGGAAAUCAAAACGGAUGGAUUUAGUCUAGAAACCUGCCGCAACAUGGUCAAUCUUCUGGAUAAAGAUGGAAGUGGCAAACUCGGGCUGGUAGAGUUCAAGAUCCUGUGGACCAAAAUUGAAAGCUACCUGAAUAUCUACCGAGAAAGGGACACGGACAAAUCAGGUACAAUGAGUUCCACAGAGAUGCGCAUGGCAGUGGAGCAGGCGGGAUUCUCCCUGAACAACCCUCUGCACCAGAUCCUGGUGGCCCGCUACAGCGAGUCUGACCUCACUAUCGACUUUGACAACUUUGUGGGCUGCCUGGUCCGCCUGGAAUCCAUGUUCAAAACAUUCAAAACUUUGGACAAGGGUAAUUCUGGAGAAGUGGAGCUGAAUUUUCUGGAGUGGCUGAAUGUGUGUCUGCUAUAA
This is a messenger RNA of Megalops cyprinoides (Indo-Pacific tarpon), 2131 nucleotides long. It is a transcript of the gene capn2l, whose product is annotated as calpain 2, (m/II) large subunit, like. Lineage: Eukaryota; Metazoa; Chordata; Actinopteri; Elopiformes; Megalopidae. Gene Ontology annotation, molecular function: calcium ion binding; calcium-dependent cysteine-type endopeptidase activity. Gene Ontology annotation, biological process: proteolysis. The coding region runs from base 29 to 2131 and encodes 700 amino acids. The record is from RefSeq and is a predicted model, not a curated record. Gene Ontology annotation, cellular component: cytoplasm. The transcript is spliced from 21 exons.